AUGGAUCAACAAGACGUCCCUAUAUAUUAUGGCAGAUCUGUAAAUAAAGUCUACAACCAGGAAUUUAUCAUUGAUAGACGAUUCAAAAUAGUCAAGGAGUUGGGACACGGUGCCUACGGAAUUGUUUGCUCUGCCAAAUAUGAUGAUGGGUCUAAUGAUGACGCCGAUUCAAACAACGGCAAUACAUCAUCUUCCACUGAUGGAUCGUUUGUAGCAAUCAAGAAGAUCACCAACAUUUUCAGCAAGAAUAUCUUGUGUAAACGUGCGUUGCGUGAGUUGAAGUUGUUGCAGUUUUUCAGAGGCCAUAAGAAUAUAACAUGUUUGUAUGAUUUAGACAUUAUUCCCAAUCCCAUGACGGGCGAGUUCAAUGAAAUAUAUUUGUAUGAAGAAUUAAUGGAAUGUGACAUGCAUCAAAUCAUCAGAUCUGGACAACCAUUGACCGAUCUGCACUACCAGUCGUUUAUUUAUCAGGUAUUGUGUGGGUUGAAAUAUAUUCAUUCAGCUGAUGUGUUACAUCGUGAUUUGAAGCCAGGGAAUUUACUUGUUAAUGCAGAUUGCGAGUUAAAGAUCUGUGAUUUCGGUUUAGCAAGAGGGUUUUCUGAGAACCCUGAUGAAAAUGCUGGGUUCAUGACAGAGUAUGUUGCCACCAGAUGGUACAGAGCACCAGAGAUUAUGUUAAGUUUUACCAACUACACCAAGGCAAUCGACAUCUGGUCUGUUGGUUGUAUCUUGGCUGAACUUUUAGGUGGCAAGCCACUUUUCAGAGGCAAGGAUUAUGUUGAUCAGCUUAACCAGAUAUUAAUGAUUUUGGGAACCCCACCGGAAUCCACAUUACAGAGAAUAGGUUCUCACCGAGCCCAGAAUUACGUUAGAUCUUUGCCGAUAAUGAGAAAAGUCAGCUACAAACAACUUUUCCCUGAUGCAAACCCAUUGGCGUUGGAUUUAUUGGAGAAAAUGUUGACUUUAGACCCUCAUGAAAGAAUUUCAGUUGAAGAUGCAUUGAGUCAUAAAUACUUGGAAGUAUGGCACGAUCCUCGAGAUGAACCUGAGUGCCAAGUCAAAUUUGAUUUCAAAUCGUUCGAGACGGUAGACGGGUUGGAUGAAAUGAGACUGUUGAUUAUAGAUGAAGUUAAAAACUUUCGUGAAUUUGUAAGGAAACCAAUUGAGGAGCAGCAGCAAAUACAGUUGCAACUACAGAUACAAAAGCGCGAGAAACAACGACAAGAAGAGGAAGAGAGGGCGCAGCAGCAGCAGGAACAACAAAGACAGUUUCAGAUUCAAGAGAGCAUGGAUAUUUCUCAGACUCCUUACAAUAACUUGGAAACUAAUAUGGGCACUCCUCAGGUUGAAGAUGAUUAUCCCAAGCCACAAGAGUUGAAUGAGUUUACUUUUUCAAAUUUGGAGUCGUCCAAUACUACAAACUCUAUGAAUUUAUUCCAAGACAUGACACAGCCACCAGGUGAAGAGUACAUAAAGCUAGAGGAAGAGCUUGGGUUUGGAUUAGAUGGUGCCAUGUUUAACAAUUACUAA
Messenger RNA from Candida dubliniensis CD36, 1530 nucleotides. It is a transcript of the gene MKC1, whose product is annotated as mitogen-activated serine/threonine-protein kinase. Bases 1 to 1530 code for a protein of 509 amino acids. The transcript has a single exon. Gene Ontology annotation, biological process: intracellular signal transduction; protein phosphorylation. Gene Ontology annotation, molecular function: MAP kinase activity; ATP binding. Lineage: Eukaryota; Fungi; Ascomycota; Pichiomycetes; Serinales; Debaryomycetaceae. The record is from RefSeq and is a predicted model, not a curated record. Gene Ontology annotation, cellular component: cytoplasm; nucleus.